GUUUUGUAUUUCGAAUUUCCUCACUGAAAAGAGUUUUAAAGCCAUGAAAGUAGUUUUACUGCUAUGAUAGCUGUUAAUUCUUUGCCUGCAAAUCUUUUGACCGGAAAUUCGAAAAUAAAUAAUACAGCGCCGUAUGACAGAUGUGAGCAUCAUUAUACCUGUAUACAAUGGAGAGAAAUGGAUUGAUGAAUGUUUAAGGGCUGUUAGGGAUCAAAAUUUUAGUGGUCACCUAGAAGUAUCCAUUUUCAAUGAUGGAUCAACAGAUGGGACUCUUAACAAACUGGAAGAGUGGAAGGAGGUUCUGAAGCAAAAGUCAUUUUCUGUCAUCAUAGGAGGUCAUAGUUCAAGUCCAAGAGGAGUUGGGUAUGCAAAGAAUCGAGCAGUGGAACAGAGUAAUGGGGCCUACUUGUGUUUCCAGGACAUUGAUGAUGUGAUGUCCCCUGACAGAGUGUCCAGACAGUAUCAGGCCGCUAAAUCUGAACCAAAGAGUAUUAUAGGAAGCAGGUUCCACAGAGAACCGGAAGGGUCUACAGAAAGGUUUACCCACUGGGCCAAUAAUCUGACCAGUAGUCAACUUUAUUCACAGAUUUACACCUCUCAUGGCCCGACUCUCAUCAUGCCCACUUGGUUUUGUCAUCGAGCUGUUUUCAACAAAGUUGGAGGCUUCAAUGAGGGUGGAAAGGGGGUACCAGAGGAUUUGAUCUUCUUCCUGCAGCACUUGGAGUUGGGAGGGGGACUAUAUCGGGUGGAUGCAGACCUCCUAAUGUACCGGUACCACCCCGGGGCCACCACCUUCUCCAUUUCUGAAGAUUCUAUAUGGAGGAUAAGAAUGGAGUAUGUCCAGAAACAGGUGAUAGAGAAGUGGGAGACAUUUACAAUCUGGAAUGCUGGGAAACAAGGAAGGAAGUUUUACAGAUCCUUGACAACAGCCAAUCAAAAGAAGGUGGCAGCUUUCUGUGAUGUGGAUCCCAAGAAGAUCAAAUGUGGAGUCUAUACAUAUCAUGAAUCUAAGAUGAACAUAAAACCCACAGUUCCAAUUGUUCAUUUCCAGUCUGCCAAGCCACCAUUCAUUAUCUGCAUGAAAUUGGGCUUAACAGGAGGAGAAUUUGAGAAGAAUCUGGAAUCCCUGAAUCUCAAAGAAGGAGUUGAUUUCUUCCAUUUCAACUAGGAAAUCAGAGAAACAGUUUAUUAGGCUGUUUGGGCAGGGCUUUCGACUUCAGACUUUAUAAAAAACAAGGAGGACUGUUUCACUAAAGGGUGAUUCACAUACAUGUGAAAUACAUAAUUUAGGAAUUGAAAAUGCAACAAAAUCUUAAAUGAUUUCUGAGAGUAGAUAAAGAGAUUUCAAUGUGCAAAAAAGGUUGACUUCAAUGUUCAAAAAUUGAAGAAAUUUCAAUACAUAUACUAUAGGUCCAUUUGCAAUAUACAAAUAUUAUUACCGGUAUUGUCCUAAAAGUUGAUAGAUAUGUUAUGAAGAAGACUGUUAGAAAUCAAAAAUUACAUUUUGCCUGACAAUCAUGAGAGGUACAUGUAUAACCUGUACUCCAUUAUUGGAGGAGGAAAUGAUGUUGGUAUCUGAAGCUUUUGUAAAGAAUUCAAAAUACUUUUCAUAAU
Saccostrea cuccullata (small rock oyster) is the source of this 1614-nucleotide messenger RNA. Its product is annotated as UDP-GlcNAc:betaGal beta-1,3-N-acetylglucosaminyltransferase-like protein 1. The record is from RefSeq and is a predicted model, not a curated record. Lineage: Eukaryota; Metazoa; Mollusca; Bivalvia; Ostreida; Ostreidae. The coding region runs from base 134 to 1168 and encodes 344 amino acids. The transcript is spliced from 12 exons.